Molecule: messenger RNA, 1958 nt
Organism: Alexandromys fortis (reed vole)
Lineage: Eukaryota; Metazoa; Chordata; Mammalia; Rodentia; Cricetidae
Gene: Pnrc2
Product: proline rich nuclear receptor coactivator 2
Exons: 3
Coding region: 400-819 (139 amino acids)
Biological process (GO): nuclear-transcribed mRNA catabolic process, nonsense-mediated decay
Cellular component (GO): P-body; nucleus
Source: RefSeq, a predicted model, not a curated record
UUCUGCGCUCGCAGGGGCCUCCAUUUUGUCGGUAAAGCAGGAGGCUGGUCGCGGACGAACUGUGCUCUGUGAGUCGCUCGUGGGCAGUGUUUGAUCCGCGAAUCGUUUCUCCCUGUUAAGGGAGGGAGGUUUGGAGGUCGAGAGGGAGUUGCCGCCACCGCCCGAACUCGAAGUCGCUAGGACUUCUCUCAGACUUGUGUGCUGAGGAGACUCGAUGUUGGCCUCAGCUCCUAGGCUGAAAUCAGCAGAUUGGCUCAUGAAAACUUAUGUAUUGAGACAAAGGAAAGGAUCUAGCAGAAAGCAACAUCUCUUAUCCUGGGCUUGGCAGCAAGGAAGAGGCCAAGUAGUGGAGAUCCUGCAAUCUGAGAAGCAGACUGAAAGGUGACAAAGAAGCUCAAGAUGGGUGGCGGAGAGAGGUAUAACAUUCCAGCCCCUCAAUCUAGAAAUGUUAGCAAGAGCCAACAACAGCACAACAGACAGAAGACCAAGGAUCAGAAUCCCCAGAUGAAGAUCGUUCAUAAGAAAAAAGAAAGAGGACAUGGGUACAGUCCAUCGGCAGCUGCAUGGCAGGCCAUGCAGAAUGGGGGAAAGAACAAGAGUCUUUCUAACGACCCAAAUUGGAAUGGUAGCUUAACAAGUCCAAGCUUGCUUUUUAAGUCUCAGGCUAACCAGAACUAUGCUGGAGCCAAAUUUAGUGAACCACCAUCACCAAGUGUUCUGCCCAAGCCACCAAGCCACUGGGUUCCUGUUUCAUUGAACCCUUCAGAUAAGGAAAUAAUGACAUUUCAACUUAAAACCCUACUUAAAGUACAGGUUUAAAUCUAAGUACUAAUUUUAAAUUUUGUGAUGUUCAUAUGUAGCCAUGAGUUGAUUUGACUUUAGAGAAUUUUUAUAAAACUAAUUCACAACUAUAAGCAGACAUCUGAUUUAUGUCCUAUGUACACUAUAUUAUAAUAGUGUCAUAAUUUAAGUAGCUAUUCCUACUUGGUAGUUUUGCUAACCAAAUUCAAGCUUAGAUUUGGAGAACAGUAACCAGCUUUUUAUUGUCUAGUGGAAAACAAAAAAAGGAGAUCAGACAGUAAGCAUUUAGCUAGUAAGAUAUAAAGGCUGCAAACAAGGCGCAUAGUUCAAUUACAUAUUCUAGAAACACCCAAACCCUAACACCACAGGCAUCUUUUCAAAUAGCUGCCUCUUAUUGGAAUGAGGUGAAGUAGAUGAUAGUGGUCAUUUCUUAUGCACUGGAUAAGCAUCAUAUACCAAAUCUUUUACAUUUCUAUUCAGUAGCUUCCUACAAAGCUUGCUUGAAGCAGGGAGUUGUGUAUGUGAAAAUUAAAUACCUAGGGAACAAAAAGAGCCAUGUAAAUACAUGUAAUAAGCUUGUAACAUAUGUAAAGUUUUCCUUCCCUUUAUUCUGCAAAAAAAAAAAAAACAACUUAUUUUUAAUGUGAAUUUGCUGGUGAAUAUAAGACUAUUAACUGUUUUUAUACUAUGGCCUAAUUUUUAAAGGUCUCCAGUUUUCAAAAGAUUGCCCUUGUGCUUAAGUGCCAGUGUAUCGAUGUAAGUGGUGUGAUUGUAACCCAUACAAAGUGAAUCUGUUGUAUUAAGUUUUUAUAUUGAAAGGCUUUAAGCUGCCAAGACAUUUCCUGUUUUUAAGAAGAGAUGUAAGAUGCAGCCAGAUUCUCUUCCUGAUCUUUUUAAACCCAAAGAUUCAUUGUCUUUAUCAAAUCAUAAAAGUGAUGAUUUAAGUGUGACCCAGGAUUAUUUAUGCAAAGCAAUCUCUAGCAUGUUAGCCCAAACACAAGUUACUUUUCAGUGCUUGAGCAAAAUAACCAAUUUGUAUUUCCUCAAUUAAGUUCAGACCGGAUACUGCCCAAAUCAAAACAGUAUACUAAAGGACAAGUUCAUAAAAUUAUGAUCUAAUUUUGAAGUAUGAAAUUAAAUAAAACUUUUCCUCCCUA